AUGUCCGGUGCCGCACAAAAGAUCCACAUCCUAGGUCUUGGCAGCAUUGGUACCUUCGUCGCACAUUCGCUGCGCUGUCUCCCCAAACCACCUCCAGUGACUCUACUUCUUCAUCGCAAAUCUCUAUAUCAAGAGUAUGCCUCCAAGGACGGGAAAAUCCGGUUACAGGUUGGAGAGCAGGGAAUCCCACAAGAACAACACGGAUUCGAAUUUGAAUCGAUGAACGGGUCUGCAGCCUCGUCGGAUCCAAUUGACCACUUAAUGGUCUGUGUCAAAGCAUCAGCAACAGUCUCUUCCCUUGAACCAUUAAAGCAUCGACUUGGUCGGAAUUCAACAAUCUGCUUUUUCCAAAAUGGUAUGGGGCAAAUCGAGGAGCUGAACGAGCGAAUUUUCAAAAAUCACUCAACAAGACCUGAUUAUUUAUCUGGCAUUGUGCGUCAUGGAGUAUAUAUGAAAUCGCCAACUGAAGCUGUACUUUCUGGCGUCAAUGGCUGCAUCGAGAUUGGCAGAGUACCUUCUAAGGAUUCAACUUCUACGCCACCGAGUUCUCAAUUUUUGCUCGAUCAUCUAUUGCGGUCACCGGCCCUUCGUUGCACGAAGCUAGAUUGGACGGAUCUAUUACAUGUACAACUUUUGAAGCUAGCAACGAACUGCGUUCUCAACCCCUUGACGGCAUUGCUUGACGUCCGCAACGGCGAAAUAAAAAGCAACCCUGCAAUCGCGCCCCUUGGCCGCAGUCUCAUCAAAGAGAUUUCUCUUGUUCUCGAAAGCUUGUCGGAAUUCAAAAAUCUAGCUGGCGAUUCAGACCGCUUUUCACCCACCACACUGGAGAAGGUGAUGUUGGACACGGUUGAGAAAACUGCUAGUAAUUCUAGCAGUAUGCGCGAGGACAUCUUAAAAGGCCGAGCUACGGAGAUUGAGUAUAUGAAUGGUUGGAUCGUCGAUCAAGGUGCCAAAUUGGGCAUCCACUGUCCUACAAAUGAAUUUGUGACGAAUAUGGUGUUGGCAAAAAGCCGUCACAAGCCAUCUGGAGGACUUUGA
This is a messenger RNA of Penicillium soppii, 1041 nucleotides long. Its product is annotated as ketopantoate reductase family protein. Lineage: Eukaryota; Fungi; Ascomycota; Eurotiomycetes; Eurotiales; Aspergillaceae. Gene Ontology annotation, cellular component: cytoplasm; mitochondrion. Gene Ontology annotation, biological process: pantothenate biosynthetic process. The record is from RefSeq and is a predicted model, not a curated record. Gene Ontology annotation, molecular function: NADP binding; 2-dehydropantoate 2-reductase activity. The transcript has a single exon. Bases 1 to 1041 code for a protein of 346 amino acids.